Staurois parvus is the source of this 337-nucleotide messenger RNA. The record is from the annotation of a GenBank genome assembly. NCBI's taxonomy places the organism in Eukaryota, Metazoa, Chordata, Amphibia, Anura, Ranidae.
CUAGGCAUGCAGACUGCUUCUAUAAACAUUUGUGAAAGAAUGGGUCGCUCUCAGGAGCUCAGUGACUCCAAGUGUGGUCCUGUGAUAGGUUGCCACCUGUGCAAUAAGUCCAUCUGUGACAUUUCCUGGCUACUAAAUAUUCCACAGUCAACUGUUAGUGGUAUUAUGACAAAGUGGAAGCAACUGGGAACAAUAGUUAUAACAAGCACGCUGCCACUGGACUAUAGAGCAGUGGAGAUGCGUUCUCUGGAGAGACCAAUCAUGCUAUUCUGUCUGGCAAUCCAAUGGACAUGACUGGCAGUUUCUAGGAGAAUGGUACUUGACUGACUGUAUAUAA